This is a messenger RNA of Suillus subaureus, 858 nucleotides long. RefSeq lists its product as uncharacterized. The coding region runs from base 291 to 794 and encodes 167 amino acids. The record is from RefSeq and is a predicted model, not a curated record. Lineage: Eukaryota; Fungi; Basidiomycota; Agaricomycetes; Boletales; Suillaceae. The transcript has 3 exons.
UCGUAUCUCUUUCGGGACCGGUCCUGCGAGCGCUAUUGUUUCUGUUCAAUGUCUUGCGCUCAUUUGUAGCCUCACGUCAUUCGUUCUGACUCAUCGAUACGGCUCAUUGCCGCGUUCAUGUGCCAGACAAGUGUGACAGUACCGAGCUUUCAAUGCUUUGUCCAUACCUUUUGGCAUCCGAUCAGAAGUAUAUACCUUCAUUAGCGCAUUUAUCCUGUCGUCUGAGCUGUAUCUGAGCAGCAAAGGGCACCCAGGGCUGAUACAGCUACCAAUGCUUCAUUUGAUACGACAUGGUCACCGAGUGUGAUUGUGAAACCUGCUCAUCGUGCGAACUGAUAUUUUGCAGGCGAAGAAGGGUAGUUUGCGAGACACAAGAUCCGAUCCCUCAAAGCGAAUACGACACUCGUCUUGAAGGCGAAAUGGAACAAGGGAUCUGGAAUGCACAGACUCAAAUAUCAGAUACUAGUCAGAUUAUAGUCGCGUUUUCCUCGAUCGAGAGUCUAUACAGCCCAUCCCUGACGCAUUCAGGUACUGAGGCUGGGUGGGGUGUUGACCAAGGUCUCUUCCGGCGAUAUAAUAAGGAUACAGAGCUCAUGGAAGGGGCGUUUCCUCUGCUUGUCGAGAACUGCGAUCACUUCCAGGGGAUGCAAAUAAUGCACGAUGCAUCCACCCUUGGGGGUUUCUCGCAUGCCUUCCUGACUUUUCCCCGACGAGUUUCUCAAGGCUUCUACUCUAAACUUUGGUUUCAUUUCUGGCGCAGACCCGAAUCAUACUGGCAUCGACAAUGCGAGUGAAUGUACUUUCACGUAGAUGACACAUGAACAUUUGAAAAUAGUUUCUCGGCACGAAGAGAAUAAU